AUGUCUAUCAUCGCCCCCUCUGCUCCGCAUGUAGGGCCUGGGUCCCUCUCUCGCCACAGCAGCAGCGGCAGCGACAGUGCGGCCCAUGUGCUCGCCACCAUCGUCGACAUGGACCCGUCGACGGCGCUGCCAGCGCAGCUCUCGCUCAAGGGUCUCUUGCACAGCGAAAACGUGCAGCUUAUCCAAGAGAACCUAGCCGUCCUCGCCCGGUUCGCCGACCAUUUACCGCGCGAGUUGGACGCCGCGGCCCCGCGUGUCACAAACGACGAGCUUUUGAUUAUGGGCAAUUUGGUGCGCGACAUCUCGAAUAGUCUGGAAAAGAUUGAGUCGCUGCGCGAGGACGAGGUCCAGGUGCUGCCGUACGUGGCCGACAAGUACGUGCCAGUGCGGCCUGUCUCGUCUGUCGCCCGGAGACGACGCAAAGAGGAAAAGAAGCUGCAAACGGCACAGAAAUGUCACAACUGUAAUCGCCUCGACACGCCGCAGUGGCGAGCUGGCCCCGACGGCCCGCGCACGCUCUGCAAUGUCUGCGGUUUGGUGUACACAAAACGCCAGCGACGACAGGCCGAGCAAAUGAUGCGCCCUCUGAGACGAUUAACGACGCUUAAAUAG
Cordyceps militaris CM01 is the source of this 612-nucleotide messenger RNA. Its product is annotated as transcription factor rfeH-Penicillium chrysogenum. The record is from RefSeq and is a predicted model, not a curated record. The coding region runs from base 1 to 612 and encodes 203 amino acids. Lineage: Eukaryota; Fungi; Ascomycota; Sordariomycetes; Hypocreales; Cordycipitaceae. Gene Ontology annotation, biological process: regulation of DNA-templated transcription. Gene Ontology annotation, molecular function: sequence-specific DNA binding; zinc ion binding. The transcript is spliced from 3 exons.